UCUGGGUGCAGAGCUCCGCCUCCGCCGCUAGGGGCGGGGCCACGUCGGACUCGGGAGUGCCCGCUUACGCAUUUCCUCUCCGGGUCUGAGGCUGAGUUGCCGUGUGGCGGGUUCGAGUCCCGCCUCCUGACUCUGGCCUCUAGCCCUUGAAUCCUGGGCGGGGUGCAUUCGCCUGGUAAAACCUCUGCUCAAUAAGGGACGACGGCAUACCUUGAGCUUCACCAUGGAGGACUACCUGCAGGGUUGUCGAGCUGCUCUGCAGGAGUCCCGACCUCUACAUGUUGUACUAGGAAAUGAAGCCUGUGACUUGGACUCCAUGGUGUCUGCUCUCGCCCUGGCUUUUUACCUAGCAAAGACGACUGAGGCAGAGGAAGUCUUUGUGCCAGUUUUAAAUAUAAAACGUUCUGAGCUACCUCUACGAGGUGACAACAUCUUCUUCCUUCAGAAGGUUAAUAUUCCAGAGACCAUCUUGAUUUUUCGGGAUGAGAUUGACCUCCAUGCGUUGCACCAGGCUGGCCAACUCACCCUCAUCCUUGUUGACCAUCAUGUCUUACCCAAAAGUGAUGCAGCCCUAGAGGAGGCAGUAGCAGAGGUGCUAGACCAUCGACCCAUUGAGCAGAAACACUGCCCUCCCUGUCAUGUUUCAGUUGAACUAGUGGGGUCCUGCGCUACCCUGGUGACUGAGAGAAUCCUCCAGGGGGCACCAGAGAUCUUGGACAGGCAAACUGCAGCCCUUCUGCACGGAACCAUUAUCUUGGACUGUGUCAACAUGGACCUUAAAAUUGGAAAGGCAACUCUAAAGGACAGCAAAUAUGUGGAGAAACUAGAGGCCCUCUUCCCAGAUCUGCCCAAGAGAAAUGACAUCUUUGAUUCCCUACAAAAGGCAAAGUUUGAUGUAUCAGGACUGACCACCGAACAGAUGCUGAGAAAGGACCAGAAGACCAUCUAUAGACAAGGCAUCAAGGUGGCCAUUAGUGCAAUAUAUAUGGAUUUGGAGGCCUUUCUGCAGAGGUCUGACCUCCUUGCAGAUCUCCAUGCUUUCUGCCAGGCUCACAGCUAUGAUGUCCUUGUCACCAUGACUAUCUUUUUCAACACUCAAAAUGAGCCAGUGCGGCAGUUGGCUAUUUUCUGUCCCCAUGUGGCACUCCGAAUGACGAUCUGUGGAGUCCUGGAAAGCUCCCACUCUCCAUCCCUGAAGCUGACUCCUGCCCCAAGCACCCACCCUAACCUCCAAGCCUAUCUUCAAGGCAAUACCCAGGUCUCUCGAAAAAAACUUCUGCCUCUGCUCCAGGAAGCCCUGUCAGUGUAUUUUGACUCCAUGAAGAUCCCUUCAGGGCAGCCUGAGACAGUGGUUGUGUCCAGGGAGCAGGUGGACAAGGAAUUGGACAGGGCAAGUAACUCCCUGAUUCCUGGAUUGAGUCAAGAUGAGGAGGACCCUCCACUGCCCCCCACACCCAUGAACAGCUUGGUGGAUGAGUGCCCUCUGGAUCAGGGGCUGCCUAAACUCUCUGCCGAGGCCGUCUUUGAGAAGUGCAGUCAGAUCUCGCUGUCACAGUCUGCCACUGCCUCCUUGUCAAAGAAGUGACUGUUGGGAGGGCAGGGGAUGGAUGGUGGGUUAGGUUACGUGACCCACCUCAAAUGCAUGUUUUGAGAUGUGUGGAGAUUCAGCAAUUGUCUUCAUUGCUCCAGAAUCUGGUAUACUGUUUCCAUAAAACUGGGAAGAGAAAGAUGUGAAAGAAAACAGCUGCUUUAAGAAUGGCUUUCUACCUUUUUCCCCAAUCUCAACCAAUCAGACAAAUUUUAUUAUUUAAAUCUGCACUGACUUCCCUGUAUUUCAUUUGCCAGGGGCACAAUGUGGUAUAGCCACCGUCCCAGCAGAGUGGGGCAAAAAGAAUGUAGACCCCAGAAGUGCCCUCAGUAAAGAUCUUGAACAGAACCAGUAUCUGUCAUGAAACCAAACAUUUAUCAAUUGUCCCCAUGUAUUCAUUUAUUCAAGUAUUUAUUGAAUACCUGCUUCAAGCAAGACAGAAAAGAGAGUGGGUUUGGAAAUUCUUAUUCCAGUUUCCAGCCUUUAGCAGAUUUCCAGCUCCAUGACUCUUCUUUCUGCCCCAGGUUAGGUGAUGGUGUCUGAUUCAGAGAUGACUGAAUUUCUACUCUGAGCUUAUUGUGACUGUUUCAGGUCCUCUUUGGGAGCAGAUUGGAGGCCACUGUCUUCUGUCCUGAUCAAGUGGCCUGGCUCUCUGUUCCUUUGGGUUCCUCUGUCCCAGAGCCAACAGGAACCUUAAAGAGACCCUGAAGACCCCUGAUUCUUAAGAAUUCAGGUGGCACCCAGGAAGACCUUAACCUCAUCGGUGUUCUUCCCCAGAGACAGCAGAACUGCAAUGAGAGCCCCGGGUCUGUCCCCUCCCUUAGCAGGUCUAUCAAUUUCUUGUCCAUCUCUUUCUGUUCUUGCUCAUAUUAAAAGGAAGCGUGGAGUUCAAUCCUGCCGCAAACUCUGUGUCUUUUGGCAAGGCACUUCACUAUUCUAGGUCUCAUUCUACCCAUCUGUAAAACAGGGUUUAUAUUAGAUGUACCCUGGUAUUCUGUGAUCUGCCUCUUGCUGCCAUUCUUUCUCUCCUCUGCUUCUCUAUUUUUCUUCUGUUUUCCCUGGGAAUGUUCGGGGUCGCUGGAUUGUCUAUAUUUCUGUAUGAUUGUACCAAGGGACUCAACCUCAUGUAGCAUGUAUAGGGGUAUGAUUUAUACCGUAGUGGCCCAGCAGAGAGCUCCCUCCCACUGACUUGUUCUGCAUGUUUAGAGUCUCCCUUUUUUCUUCAGACAAACCCAUUCCCCCCUUUCCUACCCCACAGCUCUAUUCCAUGUAAGUUGCCAACAAUUUCACUGAACAGUGGGGUGUGUGAUGGUUUUGGCAUGACAUCUUCCAGUAUAAGGGGGACAGUCUGACUUCACUUAGAGGAUAUGUCUGUAGCCAUUUGGAAGGUAAAAAAUAGUGGUGCGAUCACUGAACCAACCAAAGGAAUUUAUGUUUUGUAACUUGGGUACUUUAUUUUGCAUUUUAUUAAAGUAUUAAAUACUUUUUUCCUGUU
Molecule: messenger RNA, 3083 nt
Organism: Propithecus coquereli (Coquerel's sifaka)
Lineage: Eukaryota; Metazoa; Chordata; Mammalia; Primates; Indriidae
Gene: PRUNE1
Product: prune exopolyphosphatase
Exons: 8
Coding region: 224-1585 (453 amino acids)
Cellular component (GO): cytoplasm
Molecular function (GO): exopolyphosphatase activity
Source: RefSeq, a predicted model, not a curated record